This is a messenger RNA of Triticum turgidum subsp. durum (durum wheat), 342 nucleotides long. The record is from the annotation of a GenBank genome assembly. NCBI's taxonomy places the organism in Eukaryota, Viridiplantae, Streptophyta, Magnoliopsida, Poales, Poaceae.
AUGGAGUUUGUAGUGGGUGCUUCAGAAGGCACCAUGAGAUCUCUCCUAGGCAAGUUGGGCGGUCUCCUUGCCCAAGAGUACACUCUGAUCCGUGGCGUCCGGGGCGACAUCCAGUACAUCAGCGACAAGCUCAGCAGCAUGCAGGCCUUUCUUGGCAACCUCGGCUCUGCCCUGGAUGACCACGAUCGCCGGCUCAAGAACUGGAUGAAGCAGAUUCGUGACAUGGCAUACGACAUGGAAGACUGCAUUGAUGACUUUGCUCAUCGCCUCCCUCAGGACUCUCUCAGCGAUGCAAGAUGCUCCUUCAUCGUGACGAUAGUCUACGAGAUGUGGACGUUCUAG